Messenger RNA from Physella acuta, 2847 nucleotides. Its product is annotated as polypeptide N-acetylgalactosaminyltransferase 11. Lineage: Eukaryota; Metazoa; Mollusca; Gastropoda; Physidae. The record is from RefSeq and is a predicted model, not a curated record. Gene Ontology annotation, biological process: regulation of Notch signaling pathway; protein O-linked glycosylation. Gene Ontology annotation, molecular function: Notch binding; polypeptide N-acetylgalactosaminyltransferase activity. Gene Ontology annotation, cellular component: Golgi apparatus.
CUUCAAUGAAGCAGUGGGGAUAACAAAUAUGAUUAAGCUUGCCAGAUCAAAACUUUGAAAAUAAAGUAAAAAUAGAAUCUGAAAACUAGCCUAACUGUUGGCAGCCUUUGAAGGAGAAAAUACUUAAACUCUGGCCGGUGGUUAUGAUAACCUGAAACCUUGUAAAAAAUAUGUUAAGAAUAAAGCAAAAAAGGCUUGUACUUGCAUUAGUGAUAUUUAGUGCAGUCUUUUGGUUUUUCUUGUAUUGGAACUUAACAAGCUUCUAUGCUUACCAUAAGAGUUUAAGGGCUCACCAAGAACAAAUCAAUGAAAUUGAUAUCUAUAGUGAACUGUAUUUAGCAAAUCUUGCAACAGUGAAAACAGCGGAUGACCAGAGAAAGUAUGAUGCAGGAUACCAUGCACACGCUUUCAACCAGAUGUUAAGUGAUAGAUUAAGUUAUACCAGACCACUACCGGAUUUUCGGAAUCAAAGGUGUAAAGAUAUGAAAUACUCAGAGGACUUACCGAGUGUGAGUGUCAUAAUUUGUUUCUACAAUGAAGCAAUGUCAGCCCUACUGCGCACAGUGCAUACAGUUUUGUUGCGUUCACCUGCUCAUCUCAUUCAUGAAAUAAUUCUUGUUGAUGAUAACAGUGACUUUGCUCAUCUGAAGACAGACCUUGAAGAAUAUAUAAGAAGUUUUCUCCCAAAAGUUAAACUGUUUCACACUACAGAGCGUCUAGGCCUGAUUCGAGCUAGAAUGUAUGGAGCAAAGCAGGCUACAGCUGAGAUAUUGCUGUUUCUAGACAGCCAUUGUGAAGUGAAUAUUGGAUGGCUAGAACCACUGUUGGCCCCAAUUCAUCAGGAUUCCCUCACAGUUUCUGUUCCUAUAAUGGAUAUUAUUGAUGCUGACACCUUUUUCUAUGCAGCAUCAGAUUUAGUAAAAGGUGGCUUUAACUGGGGAAUGCAUUACCAGUGGGAACCUCUGACUCCUGAUUUAGCCAAGAAAAUAUUUGAAAAACCAGAUCCAUAUGACUCUCCAACAAUGGCUGGGGGUUUGUUUGCCAUGAACAGACAAUAUUUCCAUCAGCUUGGAGAGUAUGACAAGGGAAUGAAUGUGUGGGGAGGUGAAAAUUUAGAGUUAUCUUUUAGGAUAUGGCAAUGUGGAGGACGUUUGGUUAUUGUACCUUGCUCACGUGUGGGGCAUAUUUUUCGAAAAAGAAGGCCUUAUGGGUCACCAGUUCAAGAUAGCUUCACCAAAAAUACACUAAGAAUGGUACAUGUAUGGUUGGAUGAUUACAAGCGUUAUUAUUUUCAUAUCAAUUCACGAGCAGAAGAUAUGGAGUUUGGUAACAUAAAUGAAAGACUUGAACUCCGCAAAAAACUUAAUUGCAAAUCAUUUCAUUGGUAUUUAGAAAAUAUUUAUCCAGAGCAGCUAAGUAAACUACCUGAUUUAAAUAAACAAUUGAAUGCACAAAACCAAGGCAAUAAAGAUGUGAUAGCUUCAAAAGUUAUUGUACGGUCAAGAGGUUUGUUUAAACAUGCGAGCUCUGGUUUAUGUGUAACAUCUGAGAAAACUAUAUAUGACAAACGAGCGCUGGUUCAUUUAGACAUAUGCAAGCCUGGAGACAAGGAUCAGCUAUGGUUUGAAACAGAACAAAAAGACCUUCGACUUGGUAAUGUAUUAUGCUUGGAUCUAAACAAGGAUGAAGGGCCUUAUGCAAGACUUAUGAAAUGUAAAGGGUCAAAUGCUCAGACUUGGAUCUGGUCGAGGAAGGGCAACAAGCAUCAACUAAUGAAUUUUGGCACAUCUUUGUGUUUGAAGGCCAUGGGAAUUGAGCCUGGAGCUUUAAUUAAAACAGAGAAAUGUAGUGAUGACCCUCUUAUGCUUUUUACUCUUGUGAUAACUUGAUAAUUAUUUGAAGAUAAUUUUUACUUCCAACCAUUCCAAAACAUUUUUACAAUGUGUUUAUAAAGGAAUCAGAAAUGCAUCUUAACAUAAGCAAUAUAACCUACCAGUGGUGCCUUGCUAAGAAUACAUGCAUUCAAGAUAAUUUCUUUGUCUAAACAACCAUGUAUUUAUUGUUAAAUUCAUUAAUUUAAGAUGAAAAUUCCUGGAACACAGUCGCUCAUCUUUCUAUGCCCAUUAUAGGGUGCAAAAAUAAAUAGAAUCUCAGUGAAGUGUGGUUGUGACAGUACAUUUUAUAAAUUUAAUUUUUAUAUGUCUUUUCAGAAAAUAUUAAGUCGGUCUGUUAUGGCUAACAACUUUCUUAAAUGGCCCAUGGUUUAAACUGUUUAUUUUGUAAAAGCUUUGUGAUUGUUCAUGCAUAUGAAUACUCUUCUUCCAUUGUUGACAAAGUUACCUGUAGUUACCUUAGUACUACAGCCAAUAUAUCAGUUGUGUACAUUUGUUAAUAAUGCAAUAAUGUAUUUAAAAUGUGGUACAUCAUUUUUUAUAAGUGUAAUAAUACUGUAUUAUGUUAAUACAAUGAGUAAGUGUAAAUGGGACCUGUUAAAUAUUUGUUGAUCUGUACACUUUUUUUAUAAAUGUAUAUCAAAUUUUUAAACUAUUCUUUUUAAAAAUCUACAACAAACUUGCUUUAUGAAUUUUUACUUCAAUACCAUAAUGCUUUUUGUUAGUCUUUUUAAGACCCAGAGACUUAGAUUAGAUGACAUGUAGUUGUUUAUGUCAUGUAUGCACAUUUAUGUUUCAACCAUUUUAAAAUUACAUUAUGAACAUCAGCAACAAUUUUCAAAGUUAUUAGUAUUGUCCUUUUUUUUUAAAAAUAAUUGAAUGUUCAUUAAAAGUAAUGCCAUGCAUUAGAAAGUAACCAAAAAUGUUUUAUUAAAUAAAAUUAAACUUUUAGAAA